GUCGAAGGUUUAGGAAGACAAGUCUUGUCGAGACCUUCAUCAAGAUGCAGAUCUUCGUCAAGACCCUCACGGGUAAGACUAUCACCCUCGAGGUGGAGUCCUCGGACACCAUUGACAAUGUCAAGUCCAAGAUCCAGGACAAGGAGGGUAUCCCCCCCGACCAGCAGCGUCUGAUCUUCGCUGGUAAGCAGCUCGAGGACGGCCGUACUCUUUCGGACUACAACAUCCAGAAGGAGUCCACCCUCCACCUGGUGCUCCGCCUGCGUGGUGGUGGUAAGAAGCGCAAGAAGAAGGUCUACACCACCCCCAAGAAGAUCAAGCACAAGCACAAGAAGACCAAGCUUGCCGUCCUCAAGUACUACAAGGUCGACGGUGAUGGCAAGAUCGAGCGUCUUCGCCGCGAGUGCCCCUCCCCCGAGUGCGGUGCUGGUAUCUUCAUGGCCGCUAUGCACAACCGCCAGUACUGCGGAAAGUGCCACCUCACCUACGUCUUCGACGAGUCCAAAUAAAUGGACGAAGUCGAUCGUUUCGCCAUGUCUUCUUUCCGGUAGCGCCUAGCAAUGUCGGUCGUGAAUGUGUGGUGGAUGAGGUUGGGACGUGUGCGCUUUGAUCGUCCCAUAGUGCCCGAG
Aspergillus neoniger CBS 115656 is the source of this 629-nucleotide messenger RNA. RefSeq names its product ubiquitin-ribosomal 40S subunit protein eS31 fusion protein. Gene Ontology annotation, molecular function: protein tag activity; ubiquitin protein ligase binding; structural constituent of ribosome. The transcript is spliced from 4 exons. Gene Ontology annotation, biological process: translation; modification-dependent protein catabolic process; protein ubiquitination. The record is from RefSeq and is a predicted model, not a curated record. Gene Ontology annotation, cellular component: nucleus; cytoplasm; ribosome. Bases 45 to 509 code for a protein of 154 amino acids. NCBI's taxonomy places the organism in Eukaryota, Fungi, Ascomycota, Eurotiomycetes, Eurotiales, Aspergillaceae.